This is a messenger RNA of Penaeus vannamei (Pacific white shrimp), 2880 nucleotides long. The record is from RefSeq and is a predicted model, not a curated record. NCBI's taxonomy places the organism in Eukaryota, Metazoa, Arthropoda, Malacostraca, Decapoda, Penaeidae.
UGUGUUCAAUCUGUCUUUCUAGGUGUUUUUAUUUAGUGUGGUUUUCAUGACUUUUAACCACAUGCAUUAUAAUGAUAAAUGUGUUGUGUCUAAAAAAACGAAAAUACCGAAGAAAAAGAACGUCCACGAGGACAAGACAGUUAAGUGUGUAAGAAAUCUGAAAAGUCCAGCACGAGUGUUGCCGCAGUGUAGAGGACCGCCUCCAAGCUUGCAAAGUGGCCGCGGCGUCUUUUGCAAGGGGCCCAACCAAGUGUGCUUGCCCUGAAUUUCCCCGUUACUCUUUGGCGCUUGUCUCCGGGUGCGGGCGGCGUUUCCUUGUCCUCCAUUCCCGCUUUUGUUCCAUCGCUUUCCUUAAUUCGGAUCCCCACCCCCUCACCUUCGUGUAGUUGCAACCCCCCCCCCCCUCCUUAUUUUCGACUCUGAAAGUGGGGUUAGUGUGGUCUUGUCUCCCCAGAACCCCCACCUUUCCCGAUGUAAAGUCCUCUUCUCAGCAUCCUUGAUUUUCACCCUUAUUCCCACCCUGGCGACGGACAAGUGUGGCGGGGAGGGUUGAGGGGAAAGUGUUCACCUCGUACAUGAAUGGACCCUGUGCCCUCUUACAAAGUGUGCCUGAUGCUCCUUGUUCACCCUGGACCCUUGCUGGCUCACCCUGGGUCAAAUUUGACUCACCUUGGGACGUUCACACACCCUUGGCCGUUCUUGACUCAGCCUCAGGAAUGUGCCUUAGUUUUCAACACCUCGCCGACCUUUUUAGUUGUCGGACAGGGCAACGCCACAACGACAGCGAAGAUGAUGUCUCCACGCUCGGCAAAGGGCAGGGCAAGCUCGCCGACGCCACCAGAUUCGAGGACGCAGCGACCCUGCAGUCAGGCUGGUCUCCUCCUCAAUACUAUGGUCAAGAUAGCCAGCCCUCGGCAGGCGUUAAGACGCUCAAGGAGGAGAUCAACGUCGCCGAAACCGAGCGCGCCAAGAUGGGCCGCCAGGCAGUUAAAGAAAACGGAAGCGCUCACGAAGGGGUGGAAGGGGAAACUGUAGAAAACAUUGUCGCGCUCGAGAAGAAAGAGAAGGCUGACUUGAUCGUGAGCGAGAGCGUGGUGCUCAAGGAUUCCUCGAAGGAAAAAGACCAGGAAAAGAAACCAGACGGUACAAGUUACUAUGCCUCCGUGAGCAGCAGCACCAGCGUCGUUAGCAGCAGACUGGACGAAUUGAGAGGAGGAAGGAAGCCGUGGGGCCAGUCCAAGGAGACAACGGAGGAAGUGAACAUCAAGCUGAAGGAGUCCAUCUCAGGCGGGCAGACAACCACGACGGCGGGUACCUCGCUGGCAACGACGGUGACCGCGGAGGUCCCCGAAAAAAGAGAUUUCCGAAAAGAAUUCGAAGAGAGACGAGAGAGAAGGCGACAGCAGAGAGAAGCAGAAGAAGAGGAGGAGAGGGCGAGAAUUGCGAGAAGAGAGGAAAGCCGGAGGAAGAGGGAGGAAGCGAGUGAGUUAAGAAGAAAAGAGGAACUCGAGAAUAGAAAGAGAGAAGAGGCGAAGAGAGAAGAAGCAAGAAGAUUAAGAAAGGAGAGAAGUGAGGAGAGAGCGAGGGAAAAGAGUGAAGACCGAAAGAGCGAAGGGGAGAGAGAGAGGAGCAAGGAAAGACGAGGAGAGCGAGAGAGAGAAGGCAGUAAGGAGAGGCAAGAUGUGGAGAGAGAGGGUAGCAAGGAAAGACUCUUGGAGGGAGAAAGAGAGAGGAGUAGGGACCUCAGGAGAGAGGUCAGACCGAGAGAGAGGAGCGGGGAAGGGAAAGAAAGAUACAGAAGAGAAGAGAGAGCAAGAGAGAGUAGCGAGGAGAAGGUGAGGUCGCCCAGAAGGGAGAAGGAGACGAAAGCUAAAGAGGCGAAAGAUGUCAAGAGAGAGAAGGAAGAGGAAGAGGCGAAGAAGGAGGCAGAAGAGGCUAAGGAAACACCCACCAAGGAUACGGAGGAGGAAGAGCUCGCCCCCGCCCCCUCAGAGGUGCCGCCUCCCGCCCUUCCGAGGACACACGCCCCACGCCCAGGCAGCUGCGGAGCCCGUCGACGCCGCCUUCCCCGCCCCCGAGAGCGAGAAGGGUGCGGGAGGCGACGCGGAGACCGUGGUAGUGGGCGGAGUCGUGAGCGCCCUGAAGGCGGAGACCGUGUACGUGUCGAGCAGCGAGGACAUCUCCCUCCACGACGACUCGAGACGCGACCUCUCUGUCCUCGAGGACCCCAAGGGAGACCUCACCCUUCUGGACGAGGCCCAGGGCGAGCUCCCCCGCCAGGAGGACUCCGAGGCCAGUCCUCCCGAGCCAGUGCCCGAGGUGGAGGUGAUCGUCUCGACGGUCGAGGACGAGAGCGAACUCCCGGAGGCGCAGCAGGAGGCAGUCGAGGAGCAAGUGGGAGAGCCGUUGGGAGAAGGCGCAGAAGAGGCGGAGAAGGAGGCGCAGGAGGAAGCAAACGGGAAGGAUGAGCAGGAGGGCGAGCUCGAGUCCCCUGUGAAGAGAGAGCUGUUUCCCGACGUGGUGUCCGAGUGCGAGGGGCGAGAGGCGGACCCUCCCGUGAAGAGGGAGGGCUUCCGGCCCAAGUGGGCGGAGCCGGGAGCGCCGCUGCCUGAGGAGGCGGUCAUCGCGGAGAUGGAGGUCGAGGGGCGACCCGAGGCGGCCGAGCUGAGCGACGUGAUCUCGCCCCCUCUCAGCCCGCGGGCGCAGUCACUGGCCGCGCUUGACGCCCUCAUCCACGGCCACCCACAGGGCGCGAACGCCCACGACCAGGCGCCACCCACCAGCCCAAGCGCCGCCCUAGAGCCGCCCCCGCCGAUCCUAGACGACGAGGAGGAGAUCGUGUACGACCACACCGUCACUUCGGCGCAGCACAAACUGCAG